This is a messenger RNA of Penaeus vannamei (Pacific white shrimp), 1157 nucleotides long. RefSeq lists its product as uncharacterized. NCBI's taxonomy places the organism in Eukaryota, Metazoa, Arthropoda, Malacostraca, Decapoda, Penaeidae. The record is from RefSeq and is a predicted model, not a curated record.
UAGUGUGGGAGGGAUUUCUUGGGAAGAUAAGAUGCCUGGCAAGAAAAGAGUCACAAAAGGUUGCAUAAUAAUUGCUGCUGCUGUAUGGACGAUAACACAGAUUCCAAUGCCAAGGGAAAGUGCUCUGAUCAACAAAAAUAUUCCCGGAAACCGGACUUUGCUGGAGUUGAGUGCAGACUACAGUAAUAAAACGAAUGAAGUAGAAGAAAGAGGCGUAUUUAAAAUCAGAGGUGAAGGAGCAGACAGCGCACACACAGGUGCAGAUGACGUUCUUGAUGCGGAAACAGAGAAACACGUAAAUAAAGAAGGUAAAGCCGUAGAAGAAGAGGGAGUAGAUGAUAAAGACAAAAACGAAGAUGUAGAUUCACAUCCACAAGUGGAUCGCCGUCUCAAGGAUCUUGGUCUACAUUUUCGCAACUAUACUUUCCCAGGGUGUCACUGCGCCAGGCUGGGCAUCGACAUGGGCGACCUCCGACGAGCGCGGGCGGAGGCCGCGCGGCGCCCGGAGAGCUUCCCGCGCUGGUUCCUCGAGCGCUUCUCCUUCGCCGGCGAGUCCACCUGCUCGGACUUCGCCACGCAGCGAGGGGGGCGCCAGAAGGUCCUGUCCUUCUGCUACUUCAUAAACAAAGGCAAAACCGUGCCGGGGACGGCGAUGUACAGAAAAUACAUGCAGCACGCCUACGGAACGGCCGGGGACAUCAAGAGAAUCUACCCUGGCUGGCUGAUGAGGAUCUACCACAGCGUCACCGCCGAGGACCUGCGUGGCACCGAGGAGCUGUGUCGCAUCUACUGCGACCACCCGCACGUCGACCUGUGCCUUGUGCAUGACCUCCCCGGCAUUGGGAAUUUGUCUAGCUCCGGCGUUGUUGGCAGGCUGUGGCGCUACGCCUCCAUGGGGACCCGCCGUCGAGGCCUUCCACUGCCGCGACAUCGACAGCUACGUUCUGGAGAGAGACGCAGCGGCCGUGAGGGAGUGGCUGGAGUCGGGCAAGACCUACCAUGCCAUCCACGACCAUCCCUCCAAUAACGCCCCUCUCAUGGGAGGUCUUUGGGGCGGCUUGAACAGGGACCUGAAGCUUAUGAAACGCCUGCGGGAAACCAUGUACAACGCAACCAUGAUGGACUUCAAACCCCUGGAUCAGGUGUUGCUCAGGAAA